Messenger RNA from Nicotiana attenuata, 829 nucleotides. Its product is annotated as increased DNA methylation 3-like. The transcript has 3 exons. NCBI's taxonomy places the organism in Eukaryota, Viridiplantae, Streptophyta, Magnoliopsida, Solanales, Solanaceae. Gene Ontology annotation, cellular component: nucleus. The record is from RefSeq and is a predicted model, not a curated record. The coding region runs from base 118 to 582 and encodes 154 amino acids.
AUCAGUUUGCUGUAGCUGAACUUGCCUUGUUCAAAUUUCAGCUACGGGAUCUCCUUAAGAAAAGAACAGUAAAGCGACACAGUGAGGGGAGGUAACUUUCCUGACACAACUGUAAGCAUGAACUCAGAAGAAUGUGCAAAGUCUCAUCAUUCCAAACCAACUAUCACUCUGACUGGGACUGCUGAAAAAUGUGCACUUGGACCAUCACUUGGUGUGGUUGACAUAGGCAAUAGUGAAAAUGCAUAUCUUUUUCGUGUUGCGCUUCCUGGUGUAAGAAAUAAAUGUAAUAUAAAAUGUGACAUACAGAGAGAAGGGAGAGUCCGGAUAGAGGGUGUGGUUACAGAGAGUGAUGUCUUGAAAAACUCAUCCAAGGGUUAUGAGAUGAAAGUUCAGCAGCUUUCUCCUCCUGGGCCUUUUACCGUAUCGUUCAAUUUGCCAGGACCGGUUGAUCCCAGAUUAUGUUCCCCACAUUUUAGAUCAGAUGGCAUUCUGGAAGUCAUUGUAUUGAAAUACCGGAUACCUAUUGUUUCAGCUGAAGGUUUGCCUGAGAAUUGGUACAAUGGCUCUUUCCCAGCUCCCUGAAUUCUUGUCGUCCCUGUUUCUUAACAUACAUGGGAUUGAUUUGUUUUGUAACGUUUCUCGUGAAUAUAGCAGUCAACUUCUAGGGGGGCUACCUGUACAACAAGGGAUUUUGCAUUAUAUGUUUCAUUGGAAAUUUUGACUAUGCUGACCUGAUUUUGUACUUUUGUGGCAAAAACAAAAUACAUGGAGUAUGUGACAUCUUUUCCAUCUUUAUCAUUAUUAUUUUCAGUCAGCUGACGUUUUCAUA